AUGAGGAGGGAUCUGAGGACAGCCCUUCCCGCUCCCCUUCGCCACCUCGCCCGGUCCCAUCCUCGAGCCGUGGGGGGUGGCAAGCUGGGCUCGCUGCGCCUCCUCCUUCUUCGGUUGCAGCCGCCUCCGAGGGGAGGGAGUGAUGCCUCCGACAUCAGCCUCAUCGUCGCCCCGGCCUCCUCUCCCCGCUCCCCCGACGCGCUCCCUGCCGUGACGAUCCUCGACGUGCAGCCGACCGCCUCCGUCCUGGCCUCCCCUACGGCUGGGACCCCCGUUGCAACGCGCGCCUCCCGGGCCACCUUCUCGCUGACGCUCCAGGGUGCCGCGCCACUCCUCCCCAGCUCGCCUCCCCUGGCGAUGGUCCCCGAGGACCCCACCCCCCCGGCAGCCGCUCCCUCCCCGUCGCCGCUGCCGGCGGUAACUGGGGUUCCUCCCGCCCCUGAUCCCGCGUCGCCAGCUCCUGCUUCAUCCCCACGGCGCCUCGACUGCUCCCAGCCGCUUCUCCUCCUCGCGGGUACGGCGGACCCCGACGGGGAGGGUGAGACUCGGGUGACCACCCCCGUGGCUUCCCAGCCCCCUCCCCCACGGUCGGCGGCCUACUCCCGCCGUGGUCGGUCCUCCUCCACCCCGGUGACGGCCUCGCGCCAGAGUCUCAGGCUUGAGGCCGCCCGGACGGACGGUAGCCCUGCUCUGCCCAUCCCCGAGCGGGCGGAGCUUCGGGCCGCUGCCCGGAACCUGGAGCCAGGUCACCUUGCGAAGGUUGCGUCAGACUCCGCGAUUGUUUUCAGGGGGGAAUCCGCUCCCCCCUUAGUGCAGAUUGCGGCCAUCCAGGCUCGCGAGAUCCUUGAUGGGAAGUUGGCGGAGGCCCGCCAGACCCUCCUCGCUCCCUCCAUCCCCUCGGGCCCUCCUCCGAACAUCCGCGGGUUCGGCCAUGACGGCCGCCGCCGCCAACUCAUCGAGUACGUGCGCGAUGAGCAUAUUGACAUAGUGGCGAUCCAGGAAACCAUGCGCUCCGACUUCUCAUUGCCAGAGCUUGACCGGCUGAGCACCCACCUCUUUGUGUGGCACUGGCUCCCUUCUAGUGGGAACGCCGGCCAUUCGGGUGGCAUCCUUCUAGGUGUGAAGGAUGCCACCUUCGAGGUGGGGAGUAUGGACCGGGGCCAGUUCUUUGUUAGUAUGGAGCUCUAUGAACGAGCCCUGAACUUCAAAUGGGAGGUUAUCAUCGUCUGUGGCCCGGCUGACGACAGUAGAUCCACAUCCUUCCUCGAGGAGCUUAACCGGAAGGUCUCUGCGGCCUCCCUGCCGGUGGUUGUCGGAGGCGAUUUUAACCUCCUCCGAUUCGCGGAAGACAAGAGCAAUGACCAUGUCAACUAUGCAUGUAUGCAGAUGUUUAAUGACUGCAUUGCCGAUCUUGGUCUUCACGAAAUAGAUAGGAUCGGUGCCAGGUUCACCUGGACCAAUCGGCAAGCCUCCCCGACCCAGUCCGUCCUGGACCGGGUCCUAGUCUCCCCGAAAUGGGACCUCCGCUGCCCUCUGGCCUCUCUUCGGGCUAUCACUCGGAUUGGCUCCGACCACGUCCCUCUUCUCUUGUCCUCCUCCGAAGAGCGUCCUCCGAUCCCUCCUCGAUUUCGCUUUGAGACAUUCCGGUUGUCCCAAACUGGAUUCGUGGAGGCUGUUGGGGCUCGCUGGUUCAUGAAGGGAUGGGGUGCCAACCUGGGUCGUGACCUCCGCGAGCGAAAAAAGGCCUUGCUGACCGCCAUUCAGGCACUUGACCUCCGUGCUGACACGGUCGGCCUCUCCCCUGAUGAGUGGCUCUCUCGGAGCGGCCUUUCUCUGGCCCUCGAUUGCUGGUCCGGCCGCCAGCUUGUCUCCGCUGCGGAGAAUGUCGCUCUCACGGCCCCAUUCUCGGAGGAUGAGGUCUGGGCGGCCAUUAGAGGCAUGAAUCCCUCCUCGGCCCCGGGUCCGGACGGCCUUCCGGUGAAAUUCUUCCAGACCUUCUGGAAUGUGAUUAAGCCAGAAAUCAUGGCCAUCUUUGACGAGUUCUACGUUGGGACCAUCGACCUCGGGCGCCUCAACUAUGGGAUAAUCUCGCUCAUUCCCAAAGUGCCGGGGGCCUCCGACAUUCGCCAGUUCCGCCCGAUCACGGUGAUCAAUGUGAUCUUCCGGAUUCUGGCAAAGGGGUACGCCAAUAGGGUAACCCUGCUAGCAGACCUCAUUACCCACCCCAACCAGUCCGCCUUCGUGAAAGAGCGGUAUAUCCUGGAUGGGGUAUUAGUUCUCCAUGAAGUCCUCCAUGAGGUGCGGUCUAAACACCUCAAGGCGGUCUUCCUGAAAAUUGACUUUCACAAGGCCUACGACACUGUUAGUUGGUCCUUCCUUCGGGAAGUUUUGCUCCGGAAGGGCUUCGAUGAUCGUUGGAUCACCCGGGUGAUGCAGAUGAUGGUACUGCGGGCGCACUGCCAUGAACAUCAAUGGGGAGAUUGGUCCUUACUUCCCCACCCUCUGUGGGGUUAG
Messenger RNA from Aegilops tauschii subsp. strangulata, 2514 nucleotides. Lineage: Eukaryota; Viridiplantae; Streptophyta; Magnoliopsida; Poales; Poaceae. The record is from RefSeq and is a predicted model, not a curated record.